Messenger RNA from Drosophila busckii, 1178 nucleotides. Its product is annotated as aldo-keto reductase family 1 member B7. The transcript has 4 exons. The record is from RefSeq and is a predicted model, not a curated record. The coding region runs from base 109 to 1101 and encodes 330 amino acids. Lineage: Eukaryota; Metazoa; Arthropoda; Insecta; Diptera; Drosophilidae. Gene Ontology annotation, cellular component: cytosol. Gene Ontology annotation, molecular function: aldose reductase (NADPH) activity.
GCAUUCAUUCCCUUUAAAGCUCUCAGUCAAAACGGUUGUCGUUGCGCUUUUUAUUUGAGUUUAAAGAGUGAAUUCAACAAGUCUGAAAUUCUUAAAUACAAAACUUUAAUGAUGGCGUGCAAUAAAUUCGUGACUCUAAGCAAUGACGAGAAAAUGCCCAUCAUUGGCAUUGGCACUUGGCAGGCAUCUGAUGAAGAAAUCGAAACCGCAAUAGAUAGUGCACUGGAGGCGGGGUAUCGUCAUAUAGACACCGCCCCUGUUUAUGGGAAUGAACAAGCUAUUGGGCGUGUGCUGAAGCGUUGGCUGGAUGCGGGCAAAAUCAAGCGAGAGGAGCUGUACAUUGUGACCAAACUGCCACCCAUUUCUAAUCGUCCACAUGAGGUCGAACCAACGAUUAAGAAAUCAUUGGCCGAUCUGCAGUUAGACUAUGUGGACAUGUAUCUCAUACACACACCAUUCACCAUUUGCAUUAAUCCCGAUGGCAGCUUUAAAAUGGACGAAGAGGGACUCAUGGAGGUGGAUAAAUCUACCAAUCUCGCUGCCACCUGGCUGGAAAUGGAAAAGCUGGUAGCACAGGGCUUGACCAAGUCUAUCGGUGUCUCGAAUUUCAGCAAGGAACAAGUGGAGCGUCUAUUGAAAAACUGUAAAAUUCCACCAGCCAACAAUCAGGUUGAGCAUCAUGUGUAUUUGCAACAACGCGAUCUCAUUGAUUUCUGCCAGGCUAACAAUGUAGUUGUCACAGCCUACUCGCCACUGGGUUCAAAGGGUAUUGCCAAGUUUAAUGCCCAAGCUGGCCUAAAGCGCGAUCUACCCGAUUUGAUGGACAUACCAGAGGUUAAGGAUAUUGCAGUUGCGCAUGGCAAGACGCCAGCUCAGGUGCUGAUACGUUGGAUUAUUGACACGGGAGUUGUGGCUAUUCCAAAGAGCACCAAUGCAGCACGACUCAAACAAAACCUGGAUGUCUUUGAUUUUCAGCUAAGCGCUGAUGAGGUGGCAAAGCUCUGUGCGCUGGAUAAGAAUAUACGCAUAUGUGACUUUGCAUUUUUCCACGGCGUGGAGCGUCAUCCUGAGUUUACGUUCAAAAAUCAAUACACUAACUAAGCUAAGGUUUUACAAACAAAAAGAAUUUUGUAUACUUAUGUUAUGUAAUAAAAGCACAGUUAUAUAUUUUCAUAGCA